Cavia porcellus (domestic guinea pig) is the source of this 1630-nucleotide messenger RNA. RefSeq names its product septin 14 (gene Septin14). Gene Ontology annotation, molecular function: GTPase activity; GTP binding; molecular adaptor activity. Gene Ontology annotation, cellular component: septin ring; microtubule cytoskeleton; septin complex. Lineage: Eukaryota; Metazoa; Chordata; Mammalia; Rodentia; Caviidae. Bases 180 to 1472 code for a protein of 430 amino acids. The transcript has 10 exons. The record is from RefSeq and is a predicted model, not a curated record. Gene Ontology annotation, biological process: cytoskeleton-dependent cytokinesis; intracellular protein localization.
GUGGGAACAGGGUGCUCCUCCGCCGCUCCUCCCUUGUUCCCAACAGUUGCAAACUCUGUGACCAGUGAUUCAGUCCCGGUUUGAGGGAAAGACCGAUAUACUUCAAAGGGAAAAGGCGCGCUCCAGAGCCUUCAGGGCUGCGUGUGCUGUAGCUGGAACUCCGGCUCUUUCAGUUUGGCAUGGCAGAAAAACUAAUGGUUCCAUCUACACAGGCACCUAACAAUGAAGAUACAGAAAAAGAAAAUAUCCGCUGCUUAACUACCCUUGGCCACUUUGGUUUUGAAUGUUUGCCCUAUCAGCUGGUGAACAGAUCCAUGCAGCAUGGAUUCUCUUUUAAUGUUCUCUGUGUGGGGGAAACCGGGAUCGGAAAAUCAACGCUGAUUAACACCUUGUUUAAUACUAAUUUGAAAGAUACCAAAUCCUCACAUUUUUAUCCAAAUGUUGGACUAAAAGUUCUGACAUACGAUCUUCAGGAAAGCAAUGUCCAGCUGAAACUGACCGUAGUGAAGACUGUGGGGUACGGUGACCAGAUAAACAAAGAAGGCAGCUACCAACCAAUAAUUGACUACAUUGAUGCUCAGUUUGAGGCCUAUCUUCAAGAGGAACUGAAAAUUAAACGUUCCUUCAAGUAUCAGGACACUCGUAUCCACGUAUGCCUCUACUUCAUUUCACCUACGGGACAUGCUCUGAAGUCCCUUGACCUCUUAACAAUGAAGAGGAUUGACAACAAGGUGAACAUUAUACCACUAAUUGCCAAAGCAGACACGGUUUCUAAAAAUGAUUUACAGAAGUUCAAGAAUAAGAUAAUGAGUGAAUUGAUCAGCAAUGGCAUCCAGAUUUAUCAGUUCCCAAACGACGAUGAAACCACCACUCCCUCAAACUCCUUACUGAACGGAAUGUUACCUUUUGCUGUGGUAGGGAGUACAGACGAGGUGAAAGUUGGAAAAAGGAUGGUCAGAGGCCGCCACUACCCUUGGGGAGUUUUGCAAGUGGAAAAUGAAAAUCACUGUGACUUUGUGAAGCUCCGGGAUAUGCUUCUUUGUACCAACAUGGAAGACCUGAAGGAAGAAACCCACGUUCGUCACUAUGAAUGUUACAGGUACAGCAAACUGCAGAAAAUGGGUUUCACUGACGUGGGCCCAGACAACCAGCCUGUCAGUUUUCAAGAGAUAUAUGAAGCCAAAAGACUAGAGUUCCAUGAUCAAUGUCAGAAGGAGGAAGAAGAGCUGAAAAAAAGGUUUAUGCAGCAAGUAAAGGACCGAGAAACAGCUUUCAAAGAUGCUGAAAAAGAGCUACAGGACAAGUUUGAGCAUCUUAAAAAGAUUCAACAAGAGGAGCUGACAAAGCUUGAAGAAGAGAGACGACAACUGGAGGAAGAAAUAAUAGAGUUUUGUAAAGUAAAGGCUACCUGUGAAACGCUGCAGACUCAGACAUGCACCAAUACAAAGAAGGACAGAGAUCGCAAGAAGUAGGCCCUCCUUGCUCUUUCAUAUAGUGUAGCGCCCCUCACCCUGUGUCCCCUGCCUCUGAGAUCGUCUUCAGAGCGUUUACUGCUAAUUGGAGUUCUCAUUUUAAAAAUUUGCUUAUUGAGGGUAUAUUUUUCCUUUUUUCAAAUCCAUUGUAUUUCUGU